Molecule: messenger RNA, 1262 nt
Organism: Triticum dicoccoides
Lineage: Eukaryota; Viridiplantae; Streptophyta; Magnoliopsida; Poales; Poaceae
Product: peroxidase 22-like
Exons: 3
Coding region: 16-858 (280 amino acids)
Biological process (GO): response to oxidative stress; hydrogen peroxide catabolic process
Molecular function (GO): heme binding; peroxidase activity
Source: RefSeq, a predicted model, not a curated record
CAGCCUCUUAGCAACAUGGCUUCUCCUUCCUCCUCCCCAGUCGCCCUCCGCGGCGCCGCCACCUUGGCCGCGCUGCUGGCGGCCGUCUGCCUCCUCCACGCCGGCGGGGCGGCGGCGGCGGCGGCGGACCUGUGCGUGGACUACUACGACUGCACGUGCCCGGACGCGUACAAGAUCGUGCAGGGGGUGCUGGUGCAGGCGCACAAGUCGGACCCUCGCAUCUUCGCCAGCCUGAUCCGGCUCCACUUCCACGACUGCUUCGUGCAGGGCUGCGACGGCUCGCUGCUGCUGAACACCUUCAACGGGAUGGAGACGGAGCAGGACGCCAUUCCCAACAAGGGCUCGGCGCGCGGCUACAGCGUCGUCGACGCCGCCAAGGCCGCCCUCGAGGCCGCCUGCCCCGGCGUCGUCUCCUGCGCCGACAUCCUCGCCAUCGCCUCCGAGAUAUCGGUCCAGCUGUCCGGAGGACCCGGGUGGAGCGUCUUGCUGGGGAGGCUGGAUGGCUUCACGUCCAACUUUACCGCAGCCGGGGAACUACCAGGCCCAUUCGACCCACUCAACACUCUGAAAGAAAAGUACAGAACGGCCACGCUCGACGAUACUACCGACCUCGUCGCUCUCUCUGGCGCCCACACUUUCGGCCGCGUGCAAUGCCAGUUUGUCACCGACAGACUGUACAACUUCAGUGGCACGAACCGGCCUGACCCGACCCUCAACCCAGGCUACAGGGCUUUCUUGUCCCAGCGAUGCCCAAGGAACGGACCCGUGGGUUCCCUGAACGACCUCGACCCGACAACACCCGACAAGUUCGACAAGAACUACUUCACGAACCUCAAGGUGAACCGCGGCUUCCUCUAGUCCGACCAGAUACUCAAGUCACACCCACUCGCAGUAGGGACGACGGCGCCGAUCGUCGACCGGUUCGCAGGCAGCCAGGACGCAUUCUUCAAGGCCUUUGCGCAUUCCAUGAUCAAGAUGGGGAACAUCAGGGUGAUAAAGGACCCCCCUCCAAGGGAGAAGUCCGGAAGCGUUGUGCAUUCGUCAAUUGAGGUUAGGGGGACACCACGUGCGGAUAUACAAUACAAGUGUGGGUGUGGCAUGGGAGAUGUGCGUGUGAUCAUGGACGUCAUGGACGUAAGGAUGAAUUCAUCUCUUAUUUUUCAACAAUAAUUGGUAUGUGUGUCAACCAAAUGUAAACAUUUCGUGCAUGCAUGCUUGUUGUCGGACGUGGAAUAAAGUGUAAAAAGUCAUUUUAAUGUUUU